CCGCCGACGAAACUUCGAUCGGCUUGACCAUUUCCAGCACUACGCAGCUAAAAAAAAGCGGGAUUAUCAAUUUCGACAAAGUUAAUGCGAAGUAAAAGGUUUGUUAACGAUUAUGGAGACGCCGAGUGGGUGUUCUACGCGCCUUACUCGCACGGCAACCCCGCGCCUCUCGGAGCGAAAGCGGCAGCUGUUCGGCAGUCCAGUCUCCAGACUGCGAAAGAUCCAAGACGGAGAAGAGGAUGAGGACGUAGACAGUCUGGGAGUCUUGCCACUGAAGCCCCAUGUGUCGAAAAACAAGCAGGGUAGAAGUCUCUUCGCGGCGAAGGGCACCCGUAGAUUGGGGGGCAGCGCCAACAGCAGUCCGGAAACCAACAAGGAGAACAAGAAGACCCGCGGUGGGGUCGUCGGUGCUGCCACGGCGGAACAACUGCCUCACUUGUUUACUAAAACCAUGCGGUUGAAUAGCAACAGCAGCAGCAACAAUAGUCGCAACAGCAGUCCCCGCACACCCAAGAUGCAGAGGAAGCGGGCGGACUCAUCGAUGUCAUCGCCCUCUGGCCUGGAUUCCCCAUCCCCACAAAGGAAAAUAGCUUCACCAUGUAUCAGGCAGGUAAUCAGGAGCGCCUGCAGACGGAGUCCACGGGCGGACUCAUCCAGGUCUUCGCCCUCUGGCUCGGACUCUCCAUCCACACAAAGGGAACGAGCUAAACGAAGUCCUAUUCAGGAAAUCAGGAGUGCUUGCAGACGGAGUCCACGGAAUUCCGAUGCGCGGAGGAUUCAGGAAGUUCUUUCUUCACCAGAGUCUACGAGCCAAACUAAAAUAAAAAGACAGAGCAAGGUUGCUGCUAUGAAAUUAGACAGUCAGAGUCCAAGAUCUUCUUUAAGUUCGCCAAGGUCAUCUCAUGGGAGACCAAGGGGAAAGCCCAGGAAAAAUCUGAAGAUCACAGCACAAGUUCAUAACGAUAAUCUCCAAAAAGAAAACCUGGAAAGCAAACCCAAUCUGCAGGUUGAAGAACCAAUUUUGGAGGACGAGAAACGCCUAAUUUUGAAAACUUCAAAAAUAAAUAAUAAAGGCUUAAAUAGGCAAAUCACAACUGUGAGAACGGAAAACAAUAAGCAAGAAUCCCCCCUUGGAAACAUAAAAAAUACACUACAGAGCAGCACAAUAACCGAAAUUUCUAGCAACAUUCAACCAGUUGCUGAUCAACCACCAAAUAUUAAUUUGGAAAGCGAAAAUAAUCCAAAAUAUCUUAUUGAAAAUCAACAAAUAGAAACCUCAACAGUUGCAAAAGAAAAUACAAGAAAAUCAGCAUCUCCAGUUAAAUUGUUAAAUUCGGAUGAAGAAGUGCCAAACCCUGAAAACAGCGACAAGAACAUAAAACUGCCAAGUGAAGUGGACGACUCUGAUGGGCAAGUAUCCAACCGUAUGGCCCAAAAGCGAGGGCUUCCAAUCACCCCAACAAGCAAAGCGGCUUCUUCAGCGGAAUCCGAUUCUGGAUCGCCACAGAGCAAGAUGCGCAAGUUGACUCUGGAAAAUAGCAUUCCCACUAUGGCCUUUUAUUCGCACGGCGGAGCAGCUACUGCAAAGUUAAGAAGCACACCAUCUUCAUCCAAGAGUUGGCAACGAAAAACGACAAAAACCUCUCCAACCUCCCGCCCACAUCUGGGUAUCAAUAAAGGAGUUCGCCACAAAAUACGCAAGCCGCCCAAAUUGCCACACCGACUGCCGGCCACUGAUUUAAACGACAUCCUCAACAGUCUGCGCAACGAAAGGCUGAAGAAUAUAAUCACCACCAAGCGGGAGGAGCGGGCCAAGGUGGAGGAGGUUCAUCAGAUUCUCCGCAGCGCCAAGGAUCCGAUUAAAAUGGCCAAGCCGUUGAGUGUUAUUGAAGCCGACGAUGCCAACAACAACAACAAUUUGCCAGCAACCAUGUGGCAGGAUACCUCGGCCGAUUUUUCCGACCUCAGCGGGGAUGAGGAGAAGGACUUGAUCGACGUUCCCGUCAUAGAGAUGGAACCCAUUAUUCCGCUGAUUCGACACGACCCUGUGAUCAGCUUACCGCAGGCUGAGCCAGCGGAUCUUAGCAAACGCAAGUUCUUCAAAUCGGGGCGCCGGAGCAGCACCUGCAUGGAGGUAAGAAUCACUGACAACAUCAAAGCCAGCGUCAGCCAGGGCAGGAUCGCGUUGGUUCAAACGCCACGUCGAAAACCAAGAAAAGUGCGCGUCACGUCGGCUACGAUAUUUUCGGCAGAGCAGGCAACCGUGGAUGCGAUCCUCAAGAACCUGGACGACACGGUGACAGAUGAGAUAGUUGAAUCAAAGCCGCUGGCGGUUGUGCCAACGCCCAUGGAAGCACAGGACAUACCAAUGGAUACGGAACCCUUACCGGACAUAAUUGAGUAUGCCCCAGAAGCGGAGGGUGCUGAACUUGAUUCGUUUGCUGCGUUCCGCCAGCGCUUGCCCUAUCAAACCGAUGAUCCCGACGUCAUAGAGCAGCAGCAAAUCCUGCUGGAGUUUCUUAUUAGCAACAACAUUUGUACCGAAAGGAACUUUGAGGUUUUCAUAUCGAAUCCGGAAGACCACAAGGAAGAGGCCAAUAGGAUUGUCGACGAUCUGUUGAUGGUCGUCAAUAGCGAAGAGGCUGCGCAGGUGGCUCAGAUGGAAGCAUUGGCGGAACCAGUGGAGGUCACGCUACCGCAACAGGAUCCUUCAGCAGCACACGACGUUCAGCCAAGGCUAUUUCCCAUUUUCACACAACGCCUUCAGCCCGUUGUCCAGAAAUCAACGCGCCGACGACCGGACACAUGCAUGAGAUUGCUAUCUGCAGCUGCUGGUUCCAAUCAGUAUCAAAUAGAUGCGGGGCAAAAGGCGUUUGGAGCGCGGCAGUGCCAGCAGUGCGGAUUGGUGUACACCGUUCACGAACCGGAAGAGGAGCAGCUGCACCGGGAGUACCACAACUCCAUUCAUGUGCUGCGAUUUAAGGGCUGGAUCGACGAGGACAUAGUAGCCGUUUUUCCGGAGUGGGCAAGCGAUGGUCGGAUUAUACGGAUCAACGAACGCGCUCCGGCAGCACGACUCGAGAGACUCCGGGAUCUCAUCGGGGUGGUGGACAAGGAGCUGGGCUACUCCUCGUACAUUGUGCCAAAGAUCUUUGUGGCCUUCAUGGCGGUGCGGAAGCAGCAGAUUGUGGGUUUCUGCCUGGUGCAGCCCCUGUCACAGGCCCAUCGGUUCAUCCAAGUCGAUGGCACGGACUAUUUCAGCGAGGAGAGUUACCCAGCCAGCUGCGGUGUGUCCCGGAUCUGGGUUUCCCCACUUCAUCGGCGCACAGGGAUUGCCAACAAGCUGCUGCGGGUCGUCCAGUGCCACACGGUUCUGGGUCAAGAGAUUGCGAAGGACACCAUCGCCUUCAGCACGCCCACCGACGAUGGACGAGCCCUGGCGCGCCAGUUCACCGGGUUGGAUAACUUCCUCACCUACGACCAGUGAUCGGGGAAAACGGCUAUUGAAUAGCUGAAUUAUUUUCGUGUUAGGAUUGCUUCGGAACCUGUAAUAGUUAAUAAGCAAGCGCCGGUUACGUUACAAGCGGCGGGAAGAAGUCGCAUUUAAUUUGUUUUCAAUUGUGACCGCAUUUAUGCAAUACAUUCUUUUUCUCACCUUUGAA
This is a messenger RNA of Drosophila ficusphila, 3662 nucleotides long. RefSeq names its product N-acetyltransferase eco (gene eco). Gene Ontology annotation, molecular function: protein-lysine-acetyltransferase activity. The record is from RefSeq and is a predicted model, not a curated record. Gene Ontology annotation, cellular component: chromatin; nucleus. Lineage: Eukaryota; Metazoa; Arthropoda; Insecta; Diptera; Drosophilidae. Gene Ontology annotation, biological process: mitotic sister chromatid cohesion.